UUUUUCGAGAAAGAGAAGAAAAAGGAAAGCUUUUGAGUUUCCACGUUCUUUCUUCCAAUCGCAGAGGCCAGAAUCAAACUCCUCAUACAAACCAAUGCCUAAAGCUAGAGAAGGCCAAAAACCCACCAAUUGUUGUCGGUAACGGAUUGUCUCAUUUAUUUGAUGAUUUAUUCGUGAAGAAAUUUGAAGGGCUUUAAAUUCAUGAUUUCAAUAUUAAGAAGGCUAUCGAAACCAUUUUUGUGCACUACUCGUGUCUCAAAACUCAUGGAUUCUUCUGCGGACUCUUCUGGGUGCUCAAGAAGAUUAGUCGCUUUGGCUCAGCAACUCCGCCUUUACAAGCCGCCUCCAUUGUUGGACGACAUAGAGGAGCCAAGCAGUGAGGAGAGCAAUGGAAAGGUUGUUUCUCAAGUGGGUUUUCCUGAAUCAACCACUCCAAUUCCUCGAGACCCAGAAAGAUUCAGACCCAAGAGAGCGGCUGUGUUGAUUUGCCUUUUUGAAGGGAAUGAUGGCGAUCUGCGGGUCAUUCUCACCAAACGAUCCUCGAGGCUGUCUACUCACUCGGGUGAAGUUGCAUUGCCUGGAGGAAAAGCAGAGGAAGGAGAUGAAGACGAUGGGGCGACUGCGACGAGAGAAGCAAAGGAGGAGAUUGGCUUGGAUCCUUCGCUUGUAAAUGUUGUUACUGUUCUCGAACCAUUCUUGUCUAAGCAUCUCCUAAGAGUGGUUCCUGUUAUCGGCAUUAUGAAUGAAAGAAAUGCAUUCAAUCCCAGGCCGAAUCCUGCUGAAGUGGAUGAAGUAUUUGAUGCUCCACUUGAUAUGUUUCUUAAGGAUGAAAAUCGGAGAUCGGAGGAAAGAGAGUGGAUGGGAUGCAAAUACCUUGUUCAUUUCUUUGAUUAUGAGACUGAGAAUAAGAAAUUUGUGAUAUGGGGUUUAACUGCUGGGAUCUUGAUAAGGGCUGCAUCAAUAGUACUUCAAAGCUCACCACCUUUUCUGGAGCAAAACCCUAUCUUCAAGGUAGAAGAUUCCAAAGAUUAUUGCACUCAUCUGGAGCCAAAAAUAAAAUUCCAGAGUAGAGGAAGCCACCAGUAUCAUGUGCUGAGGAAAAUAUCUUUGAGAGUGAAUGCUAGGAACAAACUUGCUGCAGUUGCUGGUAUAACGUCUUCAAUGGUAUAUCUCUCUCUUCCGUUUUUGCUCUAUGCUUGGUGCAGAACUCUCCAUAACUUUAAGGCAUCUGAUAUUGAAAAUGCAGAACACGAUUCACAGCAUGGAGAGCUUAAGCAGCUGUCCGUUAACAGGGCUGGCAAGUGUACGUGGGUUCAGAACUCAUUCGUUCUUCUAGAUGAUAACAUUACUUACCAUCGUCUAUGGUUCCAAAGUUCAAUAGUGAUGUUGACCAAAGUGGCUAAUUUGAUUAGUAGCAAAGACAAAUUAUUGUAAAUCAAAAACCGAUUGCUUGUGCUGCAAAAACUUCACUGCUAAUCUUGAUGUUCCUUCAAUGUAAAUAUAUUCUUCAACUUGAGCUUUUCUUGUAGACAACAUUCAUUUUACUGUUGGAUUGAAAUGGAGAUACUCAAAUGAAUUAUAGGA
Molecule: messenger RNA, 1584 nt
Organism: Cucumis sativus (cucumber)
Lineage: Eukaryota; Viridiplantae; Streptophyta; Magnoliopsida; Cucurbitales; Cucurbitaceae
Product: nudix hydrolase 15, mitochondrial
Exons: 5
Coding region: 202-1434 (410 amino acids)
Biological process (GO): coenzyme A catabolic process
Molecular function (GO): acetyl-CoA hydrolase activity; coenzyme A diphosphatase activity
Source: RefSeq, a predicted model, not a curated record